UCAAAUGUAAGUCCUGCUUGCCCUCUUGUAUCAAAGCCACCCACAUCGUUUGAAUUAAUUUCGUGGAAUAUUAAGAACCCUAGUUUUUCCUCCCAAAGAAAUCACGGCCCCACCGCUUUCGACCGGACUCCGAACCCUGUAUCCAUCCCUAAUCUUUGUUCCUUGCGCCUGGGUCUCCAUGGAUCCCGGCGAGGGGAGGGAGCUCCCGAUCGCCGGCGAGCUCGACGAGGAAACGAUCGCGAGGCAGAAGUCCCGCCGGGUGAGCUUUGCCGACAUCACCGCUAUCCAUGUCUUCGACCGCGACGACGACUGCGAGACUCCGCCGGACUCGAGGCAGGUCUCCGCCGAUGGAGGCGCGGACGUGGAGGCGGUAGGGUUCCACGAGGGUGUCCCUGACGGCGACGGUUCCAAGGUGUCGCUCCGUGGGCGGGAGGAUGAAGACGAUGACGAGAACGAGGAGGACGAUGAGGACGACGGCGAACAGGAGCGGUUGGCGUACGACCUAAAGCCCACCGACUACUUGGACCAGCUGUGCUCGAUGGGCUACAACUCGACUCAGCUUGCCCACUUCACCGACCCGCCCUACGCUUGCCCUAAGCAGAAGAUCGAGGAGCACAACCUGAACUACCCCGUGAUAGCCUCCGCUAUCCUCCUCUCGGCUGCCGGCCGGACAGCGGAAAAGCUGAGCCUCCCGGCGCUGCAGUCCAAGAUGAAGUGCGACCCCGAGGGGUACGAGGCGGAGCUCCAACUCCUCUACCGCCACUUCGAGUCCUCCCUCCACCUCUUCCGCUGCCAGUCCGCCCUUAGGCCCUCCUCCGACCUCUCCCUGGCCAAGGAUCUCGGGGACUUGGUCAUGUUCAUCGCCCAUGUCACCCCUUUCUACCCGGAUAAGCUUGCAAACUUCCCCCAACAGGUGGCCGACCUCCUCCGUGUCGAAUCCCGCGCCCUUCCGUCAUCGUUGAGGUGUCAUCUUGUGCAAGCCCUGAUCCUCCUCGUCAAUAGAAAGAUCAUUGAUAUUGAAGAAACCCUCGAAUUGUUUAUGGACCUUCAGAUUCUUGGUGACCGGACCUUAAGAAAACUGGCCUUUUCACAUGUCGUACAUAACAUUCGACGCAUGAACCAGAAGCACAAGAACGAAGCCAAGAAUCGCAAACUGCAGAAUACUCUUUUUUUUAUGCUGCAGGGGGAGGAGGAACAGAGGGCCAAAAGGUCGCUUGUUAUUCUUUGUGAUCUGCAUAGACGGAGGGUGUGGUUUGAUUAUCGUACAGCUAAUGCCAUUUGCACUGCCUGUUUCCAUUCGUCUUCAAGGAUUAUGAUAUCUGCUCUCUCAUUUCUUCUUGGUUAUGAACAAAUUGAAGAGGAGGAUGACUGUGAAGCCUCAAGCAGUGAAGACGAUACAACUAGUCAACAGCCUAUUACUCUUAGCCGAGAAGCUAUUUACAAGGCAAAUCAUAAAGGUACGGUUGCCAGCAAGAAAAAAAAGAAGGCAAAGUUGCAGCGUGUGAUACGCAACAUGAAAAGGCAGCAGCGAAUAACAUCACAAAGUAACAGCUCCGGUUACUAUUCACCUCUUACUCAUUUAAAAGAUGCACAGGGUUUCGCUGAGAAACUGUUCUCUCGCCUUCAAAGAUGCAAUGAACGCUUUGAGGAUAGGAUGAUGAUGUUGAAAGUAAUAGCCAGAACUGUUGGAUUGCACUGUCUGAUCUUGUUAAAUUUUUAUCCGUUUCUUCAAAAAUAUGUUCAGCCUCAUCAACGUGAUGUCACCGAUUUGCUUGCUGCAGCUGUCCAGGCCUGCCAUGAUAUGGUACCUCCUGAUGCGGUUGAAUCCUUAUUUAAACAAAUUGUGAAUCAAUUUGUGCAUGAUCGUUCUCGCACAGAGAUACUGCCGAAAAUGAUAUUACUUUCAGCCAUUGCUGUUGGGCUGAAUGUUGUGAGGGAGAUCUGUAUCAGGAUGCCUUUGUUAAUGAAUGAAGAUCUGCUUCAAGACUUGGUCUUAUACAAAAAAUCACAUGAGAAGGCAGUUUCUUCAGCAGCUCGCUCCUUGAUAACUUUAUUCAGAGAGAUAUGCCCUUCUUUAUUGGUCAAAAAGGACCGUGGCCGUCCGGUCAAUCCCAAAGCAAGGCCAAAAGCAUAUGGAGAAGUUAGUAUAGCUACUGAUGUGCCUGACAUAGAGUUGCUGGAACACGUUGAUAACUCGAUGACUGACAGUUCUGAUGCUGAGGCUUCUGCAUCAGAUUUGGAUGAUGAGUAUGACAGUGAUGCUGAGACAGAGAAAGAGGAUGAUUCUUUGGAAGAUGAAGAAGAAGAGGAUGAUGAGGUUUCAGAUGAAAAAAAUGAAGAAGAUUUAGGUAACAGUGAUAACAUUGAUGGGGAGGAAGAUGAUGGUGAUGAUCUUGAUGAUGAUAUUGAUGAGAAUGCUGCCUAUGAUGAAUAUGAUAGUGAUACUAAAGAAGAUGUGGAUCUUAGUGAUGAUAAUAUGGAUAUCUCCAGUGAGCUAGAUGCAUCAAGGAAAAAGUCUUCUAAUGACAUCUGCAAUGAUGAUGACCUCAGUAAUCAUGAAUGCGCUUGUGAUGACAACGAUGAAAUAAAGGAAGAGGAGAAGGCCAAAUCAAAGAAGAGGAAGUUUGCGGAUUAUGUUGGACAACUGAAUACUUCAGAAUCAAGUCUUCGCACCCUUAAAAGACUAACAAUGGCCAAGAUGUCACAGAAAGCAUCAGAUGAAACAGAUGGAAUUCUUUCUAAUGAAGAUUUUCAACGUAUAAAAGAGUUGAAGGCAAAGAAAGAAGCAAAGCUGGUUAUGGCUCAGCAAGGUCUUUUGAGAAAGGGCAUAGACUCGAAAGUCUCAUCUUUCAAAAUUCCCUCUUCUGAGCAAUUAAGUAUAAAGCCAGUGGAUCCUGCUAUGCUAGAGGUCCACAUUAAAAGAAAGCUUAGCAAGGAGGAACGACUGGCCCUAGUAAGAGCUGGGAGGGAGGAUAGAGGAAAGUAUCAGGCCAGAACUGCUGUGAAACAAAAAAAGACGGGUGGUCUAAGCAAUCGCCAAAAGGAACAUAAAAAGAAGAUGCCUCUUUCUGCCAAAAGAGCAAAAGUAGCUCGCUCUAGGCAGGAGAAAAAACAGCGGCAAAGGCGGUCAGGCAAGCAGUUCCAGGGAAGGAAAACAUGGAAGUGAAAAUUUCAUAGCUUCCUAAAAUUUCAUGGCUUCGUAAAGUGACAAGAUUUCGUAAAAUUUUGACCCCAUGCAGUUUCUUCCAUUAGAAAAUUUCAUUUCAAAAGUUAUGAUUUCUGCUUAGAAUUUUGAUUUAUUUUCUUCUGUUGUGUAAAUCUUUAGCUGAUUUCAGAUGAGCUAUAUGUAAAUCAAAGCUGCCUUUUGUCUUAGUUGAAUGCUGUUGCAAGGAAAUAGAGCAACAGAUUUUAUUGAUUGUGUUUCAA
Molecule: messenger RNA, 3426 nt
Organism: Musa acuminata AAA Group (dessert banana)
Lineage: Eukaryota; Viridiplantae; Streptophyta; Magnoliopsida; Zingiberales; Musaceae
Exons: 15
Coding region: 179-3166 (995 amino acids)
Biological process (GO): ribosomal large subunit biogenesis; ribosomal large subunit export from nucleus
Cellular component (GO): nucleolus
Source: RefSeq, a predicted model, not a curated record